Messenger RNA from Calypte anna (Anna's hummingbird), 1396 nucleotides. RefSeq names its product chitinase domain containing 1 (gene CHID1). Lineage: Eukaryota; Metazoa; Chordata; Aves; Apodiformes; Trochilidae. Gene Ontology annotation, molecular function: oligosaccharide binding; chitin binding. The record is from RefSeq and is a predicted model, not a curated record. Gene Ontology annotation, biological process: carbohydrate metabolic process. Gene Ontology annotation, cellular component: extracellular region.
CACGGCGCGGGGCCCACGGGUGAUCCCCCGGCUCCGGGAGAACAGAACCCGGUCCUCGGUACCCCCCGAGGGAAGGCGGGCGGUUCUGCGGGCCGGGAGAGGGCAGGAGAAACUUGACAUGGGGAAAAACACCAUGAGACUUCUCUAUACUUCACUUUCUCUUGCUAUGAUUUGCUGCCUUGCUGAAGGUACCCUGUCAAAAACAGAUGGAAAGAGAAGUGCUACAAAAAAAUUGGAAGAAAAGACACUGCAUUCUGACAGAAAUGUGCAGGACAGGGGACUGGUGGUUGUGGAUCCAAAGGCAAAGGACAUUAUACUGGAACACAGAAGUUACUGCUCCAAGAAGAUGAAGGAAAGAAAUUUCUUUGGAGAUGUUCUGGGAUAUAUUACUCCUUGGAACAGCCAUGGCUAUGACAUUGCUAAAAUAUUUGGAAACAAAUUUACACUAAUCUCACCAGUCUGGCUACAGGUGAAAAGGAGAGGGAAGGAAAGGUUCCAGUUCACUGGGCUCCAUGAUGUUGAUAAAGGCUGGAUGAAAGAUGUCAGAAAAUCCUCUAAAAACAUCAAAAUAGUGCCUCGAGUUCUGUUUGAUGGUUGGACUUAUCAAGACUUUGAGAGUGUUUUUGGCAGUGAGGAUGAGAUAGAGGAGCUUCAGAACAUGGUUCUGCUAGCCAAGGAUGAAAACUUUGAUGGCUUUGUAGUUGAAGUUUGGAGUCAGCUGGGAAAUCAAAAGCACAAGGAGCUGGUUCACUUGGUUAUUCACCUUUCUGAAGCUCUGCAUGAGGCUCACCUGAAGCUCAUACUGGUCAUCCCUCCUGCAGUUGCAGCAGGGACUAACCAGCCAGGAAUGUUCACAAAGAAAGAGUUUGGGGAGUUGGCCUCAGCAGUAGACAGCUUCAGUCUCAUGACCUAUGACUACUCAUCACCCCAUCGACCUGGUCCCAAUUCCCCUCUCCCGUGGGUACGAGCCUGUGUUCAAGCACUGGAUCCUGAUUCAAAAUGGAGGAAUAAAAUACUUCUGGGCUUGAAUUUCUAUGGCAUGGACUAUUCUGCUUUGGGAGCCUCUGGUGAGGCAGUCAUUGGUAGCAGGUAUGUUGAAACACUGAAGGAGCACAAACCAAAAAUUGUCUGGGAUGAACAAAUGGCUGAGCACUACUUUGAAUACAAAAAAAAUAAAGGAGGAAAACAUGCUGUGUUCUACCCAACACUGAAGUCCAUCCAGCUACGCUUGGAGCUUGCAAGAGAACUGGGCACUGGAAUAUCCAUCUGGGAGCUGGGACAAGGCCUGGACUAUUUUUAUGACCUGCUUUAAAAUAAGAGGUGAUCUGGGAAAGACUUUAUUUGCUUCAGUGAGACUCCAGCUUCAAUUCGUUUGGGUAUCCUGAGAGGUGAUUUU